ACGCACGACAAGAGCUUCGGAAAAAGAAAAACAUCAGAAAAACAUAAAUAGAAGAACACCGAAAAAUCCUUGCACCCAUUUACUCCGUUGUGUGCGCAUACAUCCUCUAAGCCAAAAAAUCCCAAGGUAUUCUGCAUAAAUCCAUUACUUUGCCCGCCAUACUCUCCUCGAAAUCCCAGUCCAAGCCAUCCAGAUUGGUUGCGCUUUGCGCUUCCCAUACCGCAAGACAUUUCAAUGCCGAACUGAAGGAUUGUGGGGUGGAGGAGGUUCCGACUCCGAGGGAAGACUUUGUUGAAGAUGAGAAUUCACAAAGUCGAUGGAAUGUGGAAGUGGGGAGCCCCAGUUUUCCGGCCAAUGUUUUCCCGGCGGCCAAGUUGAUUUAAUGAGUGACCAAGCGUUCUUUCUCUUGGCGUUCAUUGCCUGCUCGGUAUGAGGAAAUGUGGUGGAUGAUGGGUAACCUUAAACAUUGCUUGAUUCCCUUGUAAUAUAUAUAGCAUCAGAAAGUUCAAUGAUUGGAAUUGUUAUUAUAGGUGAUUUACCCAAUUCCCUGAAUUCACAAUGAAAUCUGCUCUUAUAAGCACUAAUUCCUUGCACCCAUUUGCUCCGUUUGGUGCGCAUAUAUCCUCUAAGCUAAAGAAUCCCAAUGUAUUCUGCAUAAAACCCAUUACUUUGCCCGCCAUACUCUCCUCGAAAUCCCAGUCCAAGCCAUUCAGAUUGCUUGGGCUAUGCACUUCACAUAACGCAAGUCCUUCGAAUGCCGAAUUGAAGGGUCGUGGGGUGGAGGAGAUUCCGAGUGAAGACUUUGUUGAAGAUGAGAAUUCACAAAGUCGAUGGAACGUGGAAGUGGGGAGCCCCAGUGUUCUGCCCAAUGUUGUGCCGGCGGCCAAGUUGAGCUUGAGUGACCAAGCUUUCUUUCUCCUGGCCUUCAUUGCUUGCACGACUUCUGUGGCAUUCACUAGCCUUAUUACUGCAGCUGUCCCAACACUAUAUCCAACACCUAUCCAAUUAUGGCAAUCAUCACUAACCCAAGAAGAAAGACGACCUAGUGGAUCUGUAAGAUUGUCUUUAAAGCGAAGAAGUGCUUCCCUCUCCACCUCUAAGCAUCUUAAAUUUGGGCUCUUGGUACAUGAAAUGGGUUUAAUAAGUUGAAGGUAAGAUGCAGUUCCAAACAGAGAGAAGAAGAAAAUGGGAAACCCCGUGAGCAUAAGAGUGAGAAUUCAUAUUCUAGGAAAGGUUUUGAGGGGUUAUGCAUAAUGAUGAGGGGAGUGUUAUCUAGGUUAGAUGAGUUUGACAAGAGUCACAAAUCUGUAUCUAAGGUUAAAAAGGUUUGGGUUAGGAAGGUUAAUACCAUUCACCCGUUGAGGGGGAGUGGUGGUGGACUCACCUAAAGUAAGGUGGUCCAGAACAUGCCUAAGAUUGGUUGUCUUGCAUAUUUCUUCAUAUCCUAGAGUAUGUAUCAUUCAUUGCAUUGCA
Messenger RNA from Corylus avellana, 1473 nucleotides. The record is from RefSeq and is a predicted model, not a curated record. NCBI's taxonomy places the organism in Eukaryota, Viridiplantae, Streptophyta, Magnoliopsida, Fagales, Betulaceae.